AUGGUGAACAUCUACAUUUGUAAGCGCCACUGGCUCACAGUGAAGAAGUACUUUGCCGAAAUCAAGGCUAUGCCUUCUAUUUCACAGCAUGACGUAAAUGUCUCCUUGUGUCAGCAUUCGAAGAACCACAAGAAUGAAUUUAAUGUCUCGUGGGCGUUGUACGAGCUCUACACUCGAUAUGUUACCAUCUGCUACGAUACUCUCAUCACGGAGUUAAGGACAGUGGUGACAACAGAAGCAUCUGCUUCGGAUCUCUCCUGCAACGCGAUGGGAAACACAGAGAGCUAUCCUUACUCGCAUGGUACUAGCAGUUUGCGAGGUGACUUCCUUGACCACCAGAACAACAAUUGGAACCCACUGUGCCUGCUGCAAACUCUGCAGGAGGUCAACUCUUGCAUGAUGACGGUAAUCUGCAGCGGCAGCAAAAACAGCAGCAAUGACAAACUUUCUACAUCCAAGCCACCGCCAUCCUCUCCACAAUCAUCAGUGCUUCAGCCUCAUCAUCAGUUGUCCAAUGGCAGAGACCAAUCCAGUUUGCGUUCUGUAGUACCCAAUUCGGAACGGAAGUUGCCUCCACUUCCUACGCCUCCAUGA
This is a messenger RNA of Echinococcus granulosus, 594 nucleotides long. RefSeq lists its product as hypothetical. Gene Ontology annotation, molecular function: semaphorin receptor activity. The transcript has 3 exons. Bases 1 to 594 code for a protein of 197 amino acids. Lineage: Eukaryota; Metazoa; Platyhelminthes; Cestoda; Cyclophyllidea; Taeniidae. The record is from RefSeq and is a predicted model, not a curated record.